GCAGGUUAAUGGUUUACGUUGAUCUGAACGUUAACCAUUCACAGCCGGUCGGCAGGUGGCGCACAGCGGAAGCUUCAUGUCAACAGUCUUCAGUUUAAGACGCAGCAGCACAGGCACAACUGAGAUAUCGUAGGAGCUAGGUGUCUGUGUAAUAUAAGUCUUGCCUAGUUUGAUUUAAUACAUAUUCCGUCCCAGAAAUAUCACUGUUUUGAACCACUGUGCUUCGGCCGCAAAACGUUGCAGCGGCUGUGUCACUAAGUAUUUUAUUUUGAAAACCCAGCCACCGGAAAUGUGACUUAUCACAUAUACUGGCUUGACAGCGGUUCCACAGGCACAUCAGAUGUACAUGCGAGGGGAAUGCUGACCUAAUUAACUCUACAAGGGACGACAACAACGACGACGACACACCACAGCGACCGAAGUGAAUGUCACUUUACUCAACAAGAAGAAACAAUGCGUGGGACUUGGUGUUAUUGCAGAGAAAGCUCCACCAACCUGUCUGCCUAGAAACCAACACAGAGCUAACAAGCGUGCUAUUGACUGCUGUGACCAAGAGAGAGGAAGAGGAGGAAGCAACAGCCAAAUAGAGACACACACACAGAGAGAGAGAGAGCUUGUCCUCUCUGGAUAUAAGGAGGGUUUUUGGUCACAGAGAUCAUUGUUUUGCAGAAACUUCUCAAGGGAAAAGUAGCCAUUGAAAUGUCUAUAAUGGCUGAGCUGUCAUCAGCCCAGGUGCACCUGAGCAUUACUGGUGCAGCAAACGCUCAGUCACCACCAGCCUGUGGGCUUUUGCUGCGCAGUAAAUCUACCGUGUUGUAGAUCGAGGAGGAAAGAACGUGAACAAAUCCAACACAGUUUUGUUUUGUCUGGAUUAUCUUUACCUGGACCUUUUUUCCCCUUGUUUGGUGGCUUACCUUGGAGAGAAAAAACAAGCGCAGGAGGACUAAUGACUGUUUGUGAAUUUGGGAUUUACUGAGCCGUUCAUUACGGCACGGAGGGAGGCUGCUGGGGCUCGAGCGUCCAUGUGCAGGAAUUCAGAUCCACAUAUGGAGGCAGACCUUACAGUGUUCUUCUGGUGGGACGUUGUGGUGGAAGAGGCUCGCUCACGUCUUGAACAGUGUCCCGGGACUUGUGCUGUUCACUCCUCCUCCUUUUUUAUUUUUUUUUUUAGCCCAUUCUGCUGGAAUAACUUGCAUGAUAAUUUGCAAGGGUGGGGGGGGGAAGUGCAGUAUGGCUCUUUUACUCCAAACAACUCCAUGUGUUUCUCAUCAAAUCACGAGUCUGCCUUCCUGAAGCGUUUCUAUACUUGAAAAGGACAUUUUACUUUUGUACCUCAAGACAACAGAUUACCAUAAGCGGAAGAACAUUAUGUGAACGAGUGCUGGACAACAAUCUGCAUCUUGCUCCUUUUUUUUUUUUUGACUCAUUCGGCAAGUGAGGUGUCUGAGCAGCUGAGCCUGUGAAGGCUCCGGAGGCGGCCAUGUUCCAUCUCUUCCUCAGAGUGCUGGUGUUGACCCGUCUUCACCCGUUGCCUCACAGCACCUGGCUGCCAACCUAACUCCUCGCUCCUGCUCUCUUCACGCAUCUCUUUCUUCCAGCGCCUGGCCGGGAGAAAGGUCCUUGUGUAAAAUGUCCUAUGCACACCACAAGCUGCUCACCUGGAGCUUACCUCACCUCCUCCUUCUACCGCUGACCUACCUCUUGCUCUUGGCGACUCCCACAGGUGUGACAGCAAAUCUCUGCCGGGUGACCGGCGGGUUGCUGGGGAUCCACUGGAGCAGCGUCAUCAGCCUGGGUUGGAACUCUCUGGCCAAGGGGAGAGGCGGGGCGACAUGUUGGGAGUCCUGCUGCCUGAAUCCGAGCUGCAACGCCGUGUGGAGCCUCGGUGGACAAUGCGUGCUCCUUCGCUGCACGCGGAGUACGGGCUGCCCCAUCACCUUCCUGCCCCAGCCCCACCAGGAGUCCAUCGGCCUCCUUCAGUUGCUCUCAAAGAGUCCCGUCAUCACAGCAAGACGUAGAAGAGCUCUUCCCGCACAGCUUGAAGGAAGCCACAAGCCGCAGGCGGGAAAACCAACCAGCACGGAAAACCCCAAAGUGGAAACGGCUCACCUAACUCCGACAGCACCCAACACCGUCGCGCUGCUUCAAACGGCCCAAAAGAACCAGAGCCAGCCAGCCAACGGGAGUGCAGACAUCGCUCCAGCUCCAUCAAAGCAGAACUCAACGGACACCGUUGAUUCUGCCGCGUCUUCCAACAGCAGUGAUGUCAGCACACCCGCGACGCCUGCAACUGCAAUCAUCACGACGCAAACACAGGCCGUGAGGGAGCUGGUGGUGUCAGCAGGAGAGAGUGUGGAGGUCACGUUGCCCCGCAACGAGGUCGAGCUCAACGCCUUCGUGGUCUCAACGCCCCCACCAGGGACAAACUAUGCAUUUAACUGGCGUCUGAUAACUCAUCCCAAAGAUUACAGUGGGGUGAUGGACGGGAAGCACAGCCAGACACUAAAACUCAGCAAGCUGACUGUGGGCCUGUAUGCGUUUGAGGUGAUGGUGGACGGGGAGGGGGCUCAUGGAGAAGGUUACGUCAAUGUCACAGUCAAGCCAGAGCCGCGGGUAAACAAGCCUCCUGUUGCCGUAGUUUCCCCAAAGUUCCAGGAGAUCUCCUUGCCAACCAGCUCCACGGUCAUCGACGGCAGCCAGAGCACAGACGAUGACAAGGUGGUGGCUUGGCACUGGGAAGACGGUAAAGGUCCCCUGUGGGGGGCGAAAGUCUCUACUGACAGCCCCGUCCUCACCCUCACCAACCUGGUGCCCGGGAACUACGCAUUCAUUUUAACAGUGACGGACUCAGACGGAGCCACAAACUCGACACAGGCCACCCUCUUGGUCAACAAAGCCAAGGACUACCGGCCUGUGGCCAACGCCGGCGCGAACCAGGUCAUCCAGUUGCCACGCAACUCCAUCACUCUGUAUGGCAACCAAAGCACCGACGACCACGACUCCCUGUCCUACGAGUGGUCCCUCAGCCCUGAGAGCAAAGACAAGGUGGUGGAGAUGCAGGGUGUACGGACGCCGAUCUUGCAGCUGUCGGCUAUGCAGGAGGGAGACUACACCCUCCAGCUGACAGUGACGGACUCCUCCGGACAGCAGGAAACGGCGCAGGUCACCGUCAUUGUGCAGCCAGAAAACAAUAAGCCACCAGUAGCAGAUGCAGGACCGGAGAAAGAGCUGACGCUGCCUGUUGAUCGAACCACGCUGGAUGGCAGUAAGAGCACCGACGACCAGAAGAUAGUCUCCUACCACUGGAAGCAAUCCAAGGGUCCUGACGGUGUGAAGGUUGAGAAUGCAGACACCGCCGUUGCCACGGUGACGGGUCUUGAGGUCGGCACGUACGAGUUCACCCUGACCGUAGCUGAUGAGAGGAAGCUGCAGAGUAGCCACGCUGUGACGGUCAUCGUCAGAGAAGAACUGGACCAGCCGCCAGUGGCUCACGUUGUGUCGAGUCCACCCAUCGCUCUGCCCGUCAGGACCGGCACUCUCGAUGGAUCUCACUCCACUGACGACAAAGGUGGAGUCGGCUACCUGUGGACCAGAGAUGACAGCAGUCCUGCUGCGGGGGAAGUACUGAACAACUCUGACCACCAGGCGGUGCUGUUUCUGGGAAACCUGGUGCAGGGGAAGUACAGCUUCACCCUGACUGUAACGGACAGUAAGGGACAGACCAGCACUGACAGCGGCACAGUGGAGGUCAAACCAGACAUAUGGGAGCGUGACCUGGUGGAGUUGGUGCUGGAGGUCUCUGUCUCCCAGGUAUCCCACCGUCAGCGCGACAUGCUGCUGCGCCAGGUGGGCGUUUUACUGGGCGUGCUCGACAGUGACAUCACCGUGCGAGAGAUCAGUGCGUUUAAUGAGCACAGUACUCGUCUGAUCUUCCUGGUGUCGGGCGGUCCGGGGCGUCCUCCUCUGUCAGGCCGCAGCGUUGCACUUAGCCUCGGCAACAAACUGCGCAAACAGAAGAAUGACUUUCUGAUCUACAAGGCCCGACGAGUGGAUACAGUCAUCUGCCAGAUGAACUGCUCGAGUCACGGCGAGUGUGACACGUUCACACGGCGCUGUGUCUGCCACCCGUUCUGGAUGGAGAACUUCAUCAGAGCUCAGCUUGGAGAUGCAGAGAGCAAUUGCGAGUGGAGCGUCCUCUAUGUGACUAUAGCAUCCUUCAUGAUCGUGGUUGCUAUUGCGACAUUUGUCUGGGGGAUGGUGUGUUGCUGCAACAGGCGUAAGAGCAAAGUGCGCAGAAGCAAAAGCAGGUAUAAAAUGCUAGAAGCUGAUGAGCGAGACAGUCUGGAGCUACAACCACCUAGAGCUGCCCGCAUGAAGCCGGUGCCCGCUCCCACCUCCUCCGCCCUCAUGCACUCAGACUCUGACCUGGACAGUGACGACGGGCAGGGCGGGGUCCCGUGGACGGAGCAGGAGCGCGGGCAUCUCCUGCGGCCCCAGAACGGCUCCCUGAGGAACGGCCAGGGGCCGGGGAGGGGCAAGAAGCAAAGAGAAGAGCUGCUAUAGCAAGAGAAGAGGGGGAGAACAGCCAUCAUCACCCCC
Messenger RNA from Anarrhichthys ocellatus (wolf-eel), 4599 nucleotides. Its product is annotated as KIAA0319-like ortholog. Gene Ontology annotation, biological process: neuron migration. NCBI's taxonomy places the organism in Eukaryota, Metazoa, Chordata, Actinopteri, Perciformes, Anarhichadidae. Bases 1630 to 4563 code for a protein of 977 amino acids. The transcript is spliced from 26 exons. Gene Ontology annotation, cellular component: membrane; cytoplasmic vesicle; Golgi apparatus. The record is from RefSeq and is a predicted model, not a curated record.